Molecule: messenger RNA, 1680 nt
Organism: Anneissia japonica
Lineage: Eukaryota; Metazoa; Echinodermata; Crinoidea; Comatulida; Comatulidae
Product: achaete-scute homolog 1a-like
Exons: 2
Coding region: 14-655 (213 amino acids)
Biological process (GO): regulation of neurogenesis; sensory organ development; neuron differentiation
Cellular component (GO): RNA polymerase II transcription regulator complex
Molecular function (GO): RNA polymerase II transcription regulatory region sequence-specific DNA binding; DNA-binding transcription factor activity, RNA polymerase II-specific; protein dimerization activity
Source: RefSeq, a predicted model, not a curated record
UGAAUACUCCAAAAUGCCUUUAUUAACCGAAGAUCUGAGUAAGAGUUACUUAAACACACUCAAACUUCAACAAGUUAACUUAGCUCUCACCUCCGAAACAUCCCAACGGGGAAUCAAAGAUAUUAUAAUGGAUAUGGAUAAUUCGACAGUAAAACUUCUUGCAGCAAGUUGUAAAUUCUUGGCAAUGAAUGCAACAAGGCGACCGACAACUGCAAAGAGGUUGCAGAAUCCAGAACCACAUCAUUCCGAGUUGGUGCGAUGUAAGCGAAGACUCAACUACGGAGGAAUUAACUACACGAUGUCACACCAGCAAACGGCAUCAGUAGCCCGGAGAAAUGAGCGAGAACGAAACCGAGUGAAACUCGUCAACUCUGGGUUCGACACACUGCGGCAGCAACUUCCGAACGGUGUGGAGACGAAGAAAAUGAGCAAAGUAGAGACACUGCGAUCAGCCGUCGAAUAUAUCAGACAACUUCAACAGUUGCUAGACGAAAAUGACGCCGUCAACGCCGUUUUUAAUUCGUCCACGGCAUCACCGACAGAUUCGUCCGUAGGCAGUGCAUCGCCGGCACAUUCGUACGUUUCAGAUCACGAAACGGGACCGUUAACGCCAGAAGAAGAGGAACUGAUGAGCUUUGCAAGUUCUUGGUUUUGAACAAUUUCGAUUCCCUCCCAAGGAAAAGUUUGUGUAGUCCGAGGCAAGAAGUAGUGCGUACUCGAUGCUGUGGGCGUGGCUUACGUAGAUCGACGUUGCACGUACAUUACGAGGUGGGUGUGGCCUACUGAGUCCCAGCGAUCACAUGAGGUAGUUGAUCGAAGGGGACAAAGCCAUGACAGGCCAAAGAAGAUAGAUGGUCGGCCAAUCAGAUUCAGCCAAGCGAACAAAGAACUUAAACAACUCUCGUACAAGUUCUGCUAUUGUUACGCGCGGUUUUAUUAUGAUUUGAAAUAAGUUUUCAGCUAGAAAAUAAAUCUAGCUGGAAGAAGUUAAUGAAUAUAUCAUUUUUGGCAACUGUUAACUCUCUCAAAGCUAGUAGUUGCAUUUUAUGUAGCGAUGUAUUGUAAAUAAUUACGGACGAAAUUUGUGCUACAAAGAAUAAAUGUUUUAUGUUUGUAUUAUUUCUUACUUUACUCUUAUAAGGAGCUGUUCAACUCCCGCGUUUGGGGUGUUCUGUUUAAAUUAAGUGCUGAUUCACAUUUGGCUUAGGCCAAUGUUAUAUUUGUUUUUCCUUAAGUACAUUAAGCCUCUGUACCACAAAAUAUGCCUAGGCGGUUUGUUUUGUAAAUUUAUAAAGUUGAAUGCUCUAUGCAAAUUGUACUAUUCAAUGAUUUUUCUUCCACACUGCUCUUCUGGAGCAAAUCUUUAAAAUCUUUUAUAUUCUCAUGUUAGUUGUUGUUGAUCUAAAUUAAUUCAUUUUUGUAAAUAAUGUACAUAAUAGUAGAUUAUUUUGCUAUUUCUAUACACGAUCUCAAAAGCGAUCGUUUAAAUUUUAGAUUUGAACUUUAACAGAGGUCGUCCUUAAUGUUAUAUCUGCAUUCUUUUAACUUUUCUAUUGGAUUAAAUCUAAAAACUCUACUGCGGGCGGGUAUUGAACAAAAGAAUUUAAUCGCUGAAUCGUCACAUUUUUGUAUUUUGAUACACAAUCAAAGAUAAUAAAUUUUAUAAGAAAUAUAGUAAAA